AUGUCCGUUGGGUCCAUGAGCUGGCAUGGAAGAACCAUCUUACGUCCAGCUUUACCGGUCCUCCGCGCUUCCUACACACCAUGGCUCGUCUCUACGCGAUGGGCGUCCUCUGGGCGAUUACGCCACAAACCAACAAGAAUGGCUCUGUCUCCGAACGUAGCCAGGGACGAUCUCAAGAAGAGAGGCCGAGCCCGCAGUGAAAGGGGCCCAUGGUCAAACCUGAACCAGACCACGCCACGCCUUCGUGGGGAUGCAAAGGCCAGAUCAGACGCUGCCAUCAAACGUUCAUCCCGCGGACGAGACGGGGAAGAAGGGGAGAAGAAGAAAAAGGAAGAAUCGCCGUUAUACAAAGCGUUGAAGAUGCAGACUACACUGUCUCCGUUGAGCUACGGUUUGCGAAACGUGAUCAAAGAACGAAUAGCCAGCAUCAUGAACUUUGACCAGUUCAAGCUUCUCCCUGUCGUACAAGACUCGAUCCUUACGCAAGCCCUACCCGACCUUGUCGAUGUCACACCCACCCCUAUUCAAAGCGUCGCCAUCCCCGCGCUAUUACUUGAUGGAGAUAACAAGAAACCCACGAAGAAGAAGAAAGCAUCCGAAUUACAAUACAAUUAUGAGCAGUUCCUAUUGGCGGCAGAAACAGGAUCCGGCAAGACUUUGGCCUAUUUGGUACCUAUAAUCGACAAUAUCAAGCGAACAGAAAUGGCAGAAAAGAUAGAGGAGGAGAAACAAUUAGCUGAAAAGGCAAAGGAAAGCGAGAAGAGAGCCAAGGAGCGCCAUAACGAACUCGAGCCUCCCGAAUUGUCAGAGAAUCUCACCACCUCGGCGGGACGACCAAGGGCUAUUAUCUUGCUACCGACAUCAGAGCUGGUUGCGCAGGUUGGCGCAAAAGUCAAGGCCUUUUCUCACACGGUCAAAUUCCGUUCCGGGCACAUUGCAUCUUCCGAUACGCCACGCAAAAUCCGCAGUGUGGUUUUCAACCCUUCUGGUAUCGACGUUCUCGUCUCCACGCCACAUCUUCUGGCAUCGAUUGCUAAGACUGAUCCAUACGUUCUGAGCCGUGUUCAGCAUAUCGUUGUUGACGAAGCCGACUCACUUUUGGACCGGUCAUUUGGAUCUAUAACGACCGAGAUUAUCGAUAAAGCCUCCGGAUCGCUGAAACAGUUGGUCCUUUGCUCCGCCACUAUUCCGCGCAGUCUGGACACUUUCUUGCGCAAGAGAUACCCCGACAUUCGUCGUCUCGCUACGCCAAAUCUUCACGCCAUUCCACGACGAGUCCAGCUCGGUGUUGUAGAUAUCGACAAGGAGCCGUUUCACGGCAAUCGCAGCCUUGCCUGUGCCGAUAUUAUAUGGUCUAUAGCCAAAUCAGGCGAAGCAGAAUCAAUGGGCGAGUACAACCCUUUCAUGGAGAAGGAAGUCCGAAAGAUCAUUGUGUUCGUCAACGAGCGUGAGGAAGCCGAAGAAGUUGCCCAAUUCCUGCAAACUAAGGGCAUUGACGCCAUCCCCUUUUCACGGGACUCCUCGAAACGCUCACAGGAGAUAGUCGAAGAGUUCACCACACCCAGGCGUCCUCCAACUACAGAGGAGAUCAUGGAGAUGCAGAAAAUGCGUCGCAUACAAAAAUCAUCCGUCCCCUUCGUUCUAUCUGAUGAAGAAAAGGAGAUUGGAGUCAUGAAACGCCUACCGAAUACUAAGGUCAUGGUCACCACCGACUUGGGUUCUCGUGGUAUCGACACUUUGCCCGUCCGCACUGUGAUUCUGUAUCAUGUCCCUCAUACAACCAUUGAUUUUAUCCAUCGGCUGGGCCGUGUUGGAAGAAUGGGUAAACGUGGUCGCGGUAUCGUGCUCGUUGGUAAGAAAGAUCGCAAAGACGUGGUGAGGGAAGUCCGUGAGGCAAUGUUCCGCGGUCAGGCUCUGAUUUAA
Talaromyces marneffei is the source of this 1923-nucleotide messenger RNA. RefSeq lists its product as uncharacterized. NCBI's taxonomy places the organism in Eukaryota, Fungi, Ascomycota, Eurotiomycetes, Eurotiales, Trichocomaceae. Gene Ontology annotation, molecular function: ATP binding; nucleic acid binding. The record is from RefSeq and is a predicted model, not a curated record. The transcript has a single exon. Bases 1 to 1923 code for a protein of 640 amino acids.